Molecule: messenger RNA, 915 nt
Organism: Zingiber officinale
Lineage: Eukaryota; Viridiplantae; Streptophyta; Magnoliopsida; Zingiberales; Zingiberaceae
Exons: 2
Coding region: 300-755 (151 amino acids)
Source: RefSeq, a predicted model, not a curated record
GUCCCCACGCUCUCUUUUUCUUCCUCUCCAUCUUCCUUUUACCACGCACGGCACGGCAGCGGCAAAGCUAAAUCAGGUCUCUUCGUCCUCCUCGCCCCUCCUCCCAAAUUUUAUCAAUCCAUCUCCUGGCUUUGGUUCUUGCCACCUACUAGGCAUGAUGCGCACGGCGAGGCCGUUUUGAGCCAGAGAAGAGAAGAGGGGGGAGGAGGAGGCGAUAGUAUAUUAGUAUAGUAGGGAGGCUAGGGGGAAUGGAGUGAAGGAGAUAGGUUGCUGCUGAGGGAUAUUUUUAUGCGAAGGCGAUGAGGGAGGACGGGGGGCCGGCGAUGGCGCCGCUGAACGUGGUGGUAGCUUUAAGAGGGGAGGAGAGGUGGCGCCAUUUUGACGACUCCGUUAACGCGGUUUCGUUUGGCUUCGUGGCCACUGCCGUUCUCAUCUCCAUGUUCCUCGUCAUGGCCAUCUUCGAGCGCUUUCUUCGCUCGAGGUCGCCGCUCGCCGAAGAUGGCCGUGGAGGCGGCGCCGGUAAUGACUUUCGCGUGCAGAUGGGGUCGUCGGCGGAUCUGGAGGCGCACGCCGGCAAAAUGGGGUACUCGUCGCCCAAGAUAUCAAUGUAUUCGAAGGAGGUGUCCGUGUUGAUGCCUGGUCAUAGCACGCCAACUUUCAUCGCUUGUCCAGCUCCUGCUCCCUGCCCACCAGAGCGGAUGGCUUGGCCAGCACACGAACAUUGCUCGAUCAGCGAGGCCUCUCUAGUCCAGUAAACCACCUAAUUGUUCAACUUAGCAAUCUCAACAUUCUUGUAUUUGGGAGCCGUUCUUUGGGUAUUUGGUAAUGCCACAUUGUGUAUAGCUCGUUUUAUAGACUUCAAUGAAGCACGCUGCCCCUGUUGUGCCCAUGGCAGCAGAGUGGUAGCUUUCUCAA